AUGAUGUUGAAGCAAUUGGUUUGGGGCUCUCUUUUGAGCGUCGCAGUGGCUCAGUUCCCGCCCGAGCCAAAAGGGAUCACAGUGCUGAAAUCCAAGUUUCACGAAAACGUCACCAUUUCCUACAAGGAGGCAAGCCAAAUAUGCGAGACUACACCAGGUGUCAAAUCAUACUCUGGAUAUGUUCAUCUACCUGCCGGUUUGUUAGAUGAUACCGGCGAGGUCCAGAACUAUCCCAUUAAUACAUUCUUUUGGUUCUUCGAGUCAAGAAUAGACCCUCACAAUGCCCCAUUGGCAAUCUGGCUCAAUGGCGGGCCAGGCGGUUCGUCCAUGAUGGGAUUGCUCGAGGAGAAUGGGCCUUGCUUUGUAGGUCCGGACUCGAAGUCGACAUACCUCAAUCCCUGGAGCUGGAACAACGAGGUCAACAUGCUUUAUCUCGACCAGCCAACUCAGGUCGGAUUUUCAUACGACAUCCCAACCAACGGCACACUGCGGCUGAUUGAAGAGGACGAGGCUUCUUGGGAAACCGUUGCCAGUGAUUUCACCGACGGAGUCCCUUUGAGCAAUUUCACCCACCGCGUUGGGACCUUCUCUAGCCAGGACCUGGAGCGCACGGCCAACACCACGGCCUUCGCAGCCCACGCGCUCUGGCACUUUGCCCAGACCUGGUUCUUUGAGUUUCCGGCUUAUAAACCCAACGACAACAGGAUCAGCUUGUGGGCCGAGAGCUACGGCGGCCACUAUGGACCGGGCAUCUUCAGGUUCUUCCAGCAGCAGAACGAGAAGAUCGCCAACGGGAGCUCGCCGGAGGAGAACGCACAUUAUAUUCACCUCGACACUUUGGGUAUCGUCAACGGGCUUAUCGAUAUGCUCAUAGCGGGCGAGUCGUACAUCAGCUACGCAUAUAACAACACCUACGGCAUUCAAGCCUUCAACCAAUCCGCCCACGAUUACUUGAUGCAUCAGUGGAUCAAGCCCGGCGGCUGCAAGGAGGGGCUCGCUGCGUGCCAGGAGGCACUGAAGGCACGUGACGGCUACAAUUCCAGCAGCAACGGUGAGGACUGGAGGGAGAUAUGCGGUGCGAUGAACGGAAGCUGCGGGUUCGGAGAAUCGGUUUCUAUGUACCAGAACAGCGGUCAUGGAUGGUAUGAUAUUGCGCAUCCGAAGGAGGAUCCGUUUCCCGCACCCUACAUGUACGGAUACCUGACCCAGGAAUCCGUGCUCGAAGCCCUCGGUGUUCCCGUGAACUACUCGGAGCACUCAGACGCCGUGGGGACCAAGUUCCAGGAGACCUUCGAUAUAUACCACGGCGGCUUCCUCGAGGCCAUCGGCUAUCUGCUCGACACCGGCGUCAAGGUCCACAUGAUGUACGGCGACCGCGACUACGCCUGCAACUGGGUAGGCGGCGAGGCCUCGUCGCUGGCGGUGCCGUACUCGCGAAGAUCCGACUUCGCGGAGGCGGGCUACGCGCCGCUGCUGACGCCGGGGGGCCACAGCGGGUUCACGCGGCAGUUCGGCAACUUCAGCUUCUCCCGCGUCUUCCAGUCCGGGCACGAGGUCCCCAGCUACCAGCCCGCGGCCGCCUGGUCCAUCUUCAACCGCGCGACCUUCGGGCUCGACAUCCCCACGGGGCUCGCCGCCACUACGGACGAGUUCGCCACCGAGGGCCCCCACAACACCUGGGACGUCAAGAACGAGGUCCCCGAGUGGCCCGAGGCCAGGUGCAACGUGUUGAAGCCGGGGACGUGCGUGCCGGAGCUGUUGGAGAAGAUGAAGCAGGGCAAGGUGGUCGUGGAGGACUUCUUCGUUGUUGGUGUCAUCGAAGACGAGGAAGAGGACGGCCGGACUGCGCCUGUGGUUGAUGCGGGGCAGGACAGACAGCAGGUCAUCGGUGAACUUUAGGCCGGACAAUUUGUAUUCAUGUACGUUUUGCCGCAGCUGGUUAUAAACAGCUGCUCGGUUCCCAAGUCAACGAUGGACGCAUCGCUUUGUAAUCACGUCUUACAAUGUAUAUUGGGAGGAAUUAAUUAUUGCUCGAUAUCAUCGGUUAAUAUAUGAAGUAUCCGCAUGUCCCUUAGAUAAUAGCUUCGGUACGCGUUAGCUGAAACCAUUUAGUAAAUCUUAGAGUAAGACAUGGUACCACUUCAACAAGGCCUCGGUAUAUAAAAAGCACAGUUCGGAUUUCUACUUCAUCCAAUGACUCAACCAGACCGAGCCGUGCCGGCCCCCUCCGGCCCGGUAUCAUCCCCUCUCCCUUGCCUCUUCUCCC
Messenger RNA from Truncatella angustata, 2266 nucleotides. RefSeq names its product serine carboxypeptidase. NCBI's taxonomy places the organism in Eukaryota, Fungi, Ascomycota, Sordariomycetes, Amphisphaeriales, Sporocadaceae. The record is from RefSeq and is a predicted model, not a curated record. Gene Ontology annotation, biological process: proteolysis. The transcript has 7 exons. Gene Ontology annotation, molecular function: serine-type carboxypeptidase activity. The coding region runs from base 1 to 1899 and encodes 632 amino acids. Gene Ontology annotation, cellular component: fungal-type vacuole.